AUGCACGCGGAGGAAGUCAAGAAGCUCGUAAACGACCGACUUCGUAACUUAAAGAUUGGUGGAAAUUUCAAAGAUGCUCCACGCAAUGAGGUGGACCAAGCAAACUCUACGCUUUUCACUGCCGAAAUUGAGCAAGCUGCUUCCCCAAAGAGAUUCUCAACGCCUUCAUUCAUGCAUUUCAGAGGGGAUUCCAAUCCCGAGAGCCAUCUAAAGCAGUUCAAAAGUGCCGUGAUCUUUUACAAGACCAAUGACGCGCUGAUGUGCAAGGUGUUUGCAAUGAUCUUGUUAGGAGCAGCCCAAGACUGGUUCUACACCCUGCCAUCCGGGUCGAUCAGCGACUUCAAGGAGCUAGCUUAUGUCUUUACCAAAGAAUACACUUCUUACCAGACGAUCAAGAAGAACCCUGACUACCUGUUCAACCUGCGUAAGAAGUACGAUGAAUCCCUCCGAGAUUACAUCAAGAGGUUCAAAGCAGAAAGGGCAAACAUCAUUGGAUGUGACAAUGGAAUCGCGUCAUCGACCUUCAAAAGGGGCUUGCCAGCUAAUUGUGAGCUGUAUCGCGAGCUGACCAUCUCUCAUUGCCAAACACUAGUAGAAGUCUUCGCGACAGCAGAGCGUUACGCACUUUGGGACGAUGACCAGAUCGCUGCAAAGAAGGCUGUCAAGCAAGCUGAUCAACCGGUUGAGCAGGCAAGCCAAAGAAACGGCAGGAUAAACGGCAAGAAUAGAGGUAAGCGCGGAUUAUAG
Molecule: messenger RNA, 747 nt
Organism: Prunus mume (Japanese apricot)
Lineage: Eukaryota; Viridiplantae; Streptophyta; Magnoliopsida; Rosales; Rosaceae
Source: RefSeq, a predicted model, not a curated record